GUCGCCGCUCCGCCGAGGAACCACACUGCGAGCACAAGGCCGAGCGCCAAUAAGUUAUGAGUGUGCCGUAUGGUUGUAAGCCACGAUGAAUAAGCGCUUGCUGUGACCCAUGAUCAUCUAUUGAGAUAUUUUAGCGACGGAUUCAGUGCCUGGGAAUAAAUAUAUGUAAAAAAGAAAUCGAACAUAUCGAAUGUAUGACUUAACAUGCAUCGUAACAGCAAUUUAUUAGAUGCCAACGGUUAGCUCGACAAGCAAAGGAUGAGUCGCCUGCUGUUGCUGCUGGGCCUGGUGGCCGCCAGCUGCGCCGCGCCGCAGGAGCUGGCUGACGGCUACCUGCCGCCGGAGUGUCCGGAGCCCAAGGAUGCCACCGUCACCAGCACGGUGGUGUCGAGCUCGCAGUAUGAGCGGGUCCGCACCAGCAUCCAGCAGCAGAUCGUCACCGUGACCCGCACGCAGACCAAGGUCGAGCCGCGGCUGACCACGCUGACCACGGCCGUGACGCAGACGGUGCCCGUCACGCAGACCAGCAGCACGGUGGUGACGCAGACGCAGAGGAAGCAGGUGGUGCGCUCGGUGCCGGGCCCGGUGGUCACCCGGCGCGCCACCGUCACCUCCACGCAGCGGGUGGUCAGCACCAACUACGUGACCCGCACCGUGACCAGCACACAGCUGGUGACCAGCACCAUCCGGCAGACGGUCACCAGCACCGUCACCGUCCCCGUCACCACCACCGUCACCAACAUCGUCUCCCGCAGCAGCGUCAUCACCCGGCGGCUGCCUGACCAGACCCAGGUCAACACCGUCACCCGCACCCGCACCGUGACCAGCACCAGCACCCUGCCCGCGCAGACCGUCACCAGCACCGUCUCGCAGACGAGCACGCAGACGCGGUCGACGACCGUGCAGCCGCCGCCGCGCACCGUGUCCACUAUCUCCACACGAGCGCUGGUCACCACCGACCGCGCCACGCAGACGCGCGUGCUGACCAACACGCUGACCUCGACGCAGACGACGACCCGGACGGUGACGCAGACGGUGACGUCCACGUCCGUGGUGCAGCAGGUCAGCACGGCCACCUCGCAGGUGCAGGUGACGGCCACACAGACGACCCAGCGGGUGGUGACGCGCACCGUCACCAACACCGAGUACCGCACCUCGGUGGUGACGAGCACCAGGUCGGCGGCCGGGCGCACGCAGACGUCCACCAACAUCCAGGUGGUGACGGUCACGCAGCCGCUGCCGGGCACCACCAAGACCGAGUACAGCACCGCCGUGGUGGACAGCGUGAUCCGCACGACCAGCAUCCAGGUGCGGCCCGUGGUCACGACGCUGGUCAAGACGGAGACGGUCCAGGCGCCCUGCGGAUACAACUACGACGAGCCAGAGAAGAAGUUCGAAUACUAAGCGGGCCCGCGCCGGCACAGUCCGUCUAUCAUCCGAUACCGUUCGGGGAGCAGCUGCCUGCGCCACCGGACGGUGGCGGCACGCACUCUCCAGCUCUUCACUGAAUUCAUUUAUUGGAGCAUAAAUUAUUGUCAUGGGGUCAAAGACGAUCAGCAGGCGCAUAUUCAGCGUGGUGUGUGAAAGGGCAGCGUGCGAGGUGUGUACUGGACACGUGGCGACAACUGCAGUGAUAAUACAACGUACGA
Molecule: messenger RNA, 1649 nt
Organism: Amphibalanus amphitrite
Lineage: Eukaryota; Metazoa; Arthropoda; Thecostraca; Balanomorpha; Balanidae
Product: mucin-3B-like
Exons: 2
Coding region: 259-1404 (381 amino acids)
Source: RefSeq, a predicted model, not a curated record